UUGUCCACCAGACCAAGCAGGGUCCCCCCGCCCAGCCCAGCAGCAAGAAGUCCAAGAAGAAGAAGAACGAGGACGCAUAGAGAAGCUGCCCAACAGACUUGAUGCGUGAUGCCGUUUCUCCCUACCCUCUACCCUCCCGUAACGAACUACCAUGACCUCCUACCUUAAACUCCCCCGCUGUUGUCCGAUUGACUUUCCUCUUGUGUACUAUCCCCCUAUCCAUGGAGAAAAGGCAAAAAAGGCAUCGUUAAUUAGGCCAGGGGGCCGGGCAAGGCGGAGAUGCUAUCUAAUCCUUUGUAAUUUGAGACCCUCUCUAUCUUCGCGUGUUUCCAGAUUCUCCCUCUCUCUCUCUCUCUCUCUCUCUAUGAUUGUUCCAUCUUGCGGUGUCACUUUCGUUAUUCUCGAUCGUCAAAGACGUUGUCUCGGCUCUCAAGGGGCCACCGGGGUGGUGUUAUCAGGCUGCGGAAAGUGAACCCUCACUAACUUCCCAAAUGAACUGGCUGGGCGUCGAAA
Messenger RNA from Aspergillus japonicus CBS 114.51, 513 nucleotides. RefSeq lists its product as uncharacterized. Lineage: Eukaryota; Fungi; Ascomycota; Eurotiomycetes; Eurotiales; Aspergillaceae. The record is from RefSeq and is a predicted model, not a curated record. The coding region runs from base 152 to 472 and encodes 106 amino acids. The transcript has a single exon.